AUGAAGCGCAAUUAUCCUUACACUGGGCCUGGCUCGCAGGGGCAAGGUGCGUCGCAGCCAGCCUAUGGCCAGCCGCCGCCGCCUGCUGGUCCAGCUCCACCACUACCAUCCUCGGGCCUAUCUCAAGGUGCUUGUGCUAACUACGGAUACGGCUCUGUUGCGCCCGCACGUAACACAGCUCCUCCCUCGAACGGUGCUCAUCCUCCGCAAUGGAAUCAGCAGUGGCCACAACCACAGCAACCGCAGCAGCCUUACUAUCCACCACAGCAGCCUAAUGCUGUCAGCGCACCCGGCGCAGGCCAAUUUGCAGGGCCACGUCCUCCUUCGCAGCCAAGGCCCUAUCGUCCCGUGGCCGGUCCCAUCGCAAAUUCUUCCUCCGUGAGCCAGAGUGCAGCUUACAGUCCUCACCAGCCUCAGCAAUCCGUGCCCUACUCGUAUCAACCUCAGGCUUCUCCCAUGCACUCUCAGUCCGCUUCGUCGCAUCAUCAUCAGCCAGUCGCGCCUCCCGCUUAUGGAUACACUCCGCCAAUGACUCCGAACCAGAAUCUUUCCCCUUCGCCGCAUAGCAGCAAUGUCCAGAGUUGGCCUGGUGCAUAUGCUCCAGGCAGUCAGGUGGGUCCGCCGAACAAAAAGCCACGCUAUCAGGCUCCUGCCGCGAAUGCUCCAGCACCGCCAACUCAAUAUGGCCCACCUGGUGUCGUGCCCAUGGCACCCGCCGGAGGCCAUAUGGCUGUUGGUGCAAUGAACCAAUACCAUCCGCCGCCGCAGCAGCAGUACGGCUGGCAAGGACCUCACCCAACUCCCCCGCAGCAGAUGAAUCAGCAGCCCGUCCCAGGUCCUUCAGCUCCGCACGGUCGAGUGCCAUCAGUAAAUGGCUUCAACGCCAAUGUUCCCAGCCAAGGAGCUCCAUUCGUACCUCCGAUCAGGAACGAUACGGGAGGAAAGGGAGCUGGCGGUGUCGGUGGUGGAAUGAAUCGAAAAGGUGCUCAGAAUCGCGGAAGCAUGCAGACUGGCCAGCGUGCUGGACUUCCGGCCAAUCCGACGGCCUCUGUCAAUGCCGCGCGCGCGCCCAAUGGUCAGACGCGCGCCUGGGGUGCUUCUGGCACCGGCGAUCCGUCCGAUCGGCGUGUGUCUUCUGCUAGUUCCGUGCACAGCGACAAGGCGCUUCUGCCUGGUCAAGCGAAGAAGGCAGUCCCAGGCUCGAAGGUCGUGAUCCCUCCGAAUGCUCCACGUGGGCCGAGCAAUGCUAGGAACCAAAUGGCGCCGAACGCGCCCGCGACAGCUUCUCAGAUUUCGAAAGGUGGCGGUGCAGCUGCACAGAGCGCAGCUGUGGCUGCUUCCGCCUCUGGAGACAUCGGAGCCAAAGACAAUGCGGCUAGCUCGAAGCGAGCCCACACCGACUUUCGUAUUCUGGGCUUGGAGAUCAAGCAGCUGGACUGGUCAUGGUUUGCUCCCAGUGCCCUGGCGAAAGCAGAAGAUAGUAGCCGUGAUCCGACGAAUGAGGAACCCGACUCGACUCAGAACCCGGACGAAGGUGCACAAGAGGCAAAAGUAGCCUUUGCCGUUGCUGCCGUCGAAGACCUCUCUUCGAAGGGUCACGACGCCGAGGCUGAAGCCUCGCACGCGCAAGGCAGUGCUCGGCCUGAUGGUCGCAACGACGAAUCGAACGAGACCAAAGGCGAGAAUUCUGCCAAAGACGAGCAUGCCGAUACAAACAUCCCGGACCGGGGCAACGCGGGCGAAGUUGCAGGCAUUGACGCUUCGGACGCUGCUGAUGCCGCCGCGGAUGCUGAUGAUGAUGGUGAUGUUGAUGCUGAUGCUGUUGCCGAUGCAGACGCGGAUGCUGAUGGUGACGAUGACGCCGAUGCCCACGCCGGUGAUGACGAAGGCGAUCCAAAAGCAGAGGGCGAAGACGCGCAGGACGCAGGGGACAAUGUCUCUAUGUCUCACGCCGACGAGACUGCGCCUUCCGAGCACCAGCAUUCGGUAGCAUCCACGCCUGAGCCGAGCAGCGAACGGUCGAAGGACCCGGCUGCCAAAGACAGCGGCUCUGCAGCGCAGAAGGGUCCCAAAUCGAAGGCCGAAGGAGCGAAACUUGCGGCGAAUCUUCGAGAUUCAACUAAGCUUCGCCUCUGUUUCGCUGCUAUGUCCAAUGCGGGGCCCGAAGGCGCUCCCACUGGUCCGAAGUCUUCCAAGAUGCAGGCUCUGAAGACCGAGACUGAAAGCAAUUUCCAGGAAGAGACGAUAGCCGAAUUGACAGUGCCAGAUCCGAAUACUACGGAAGAAGCAGAGGCGCGGGAGCCAAGUACGGCUGAGACCAAAGCUGACGACGUAGGACUCGCACAGGAACUUACCGAGAUCAAGAGCGAGCCCGAGCAGCCUCUAGUACAGACGAGAGAGGACAACAUUGCGUUGGGCUCUGACGACGCAGAGGCUCCUCCCGCCAACACGUCUACCGAGCUUGCUGAUGCAACAACGGCCGUAACAGACGCCAAUGUCAAGGAGAAGAAGAAGGAAGACGUCGAAGAGGGUGGAGCAGCCGAGAAGAACGUGGCGGUCAAGCAGGAGGAUGAUGAACAAAUCGACCAGAUCGCUGCCGAACAUCAAGACGACGAAACCACAAGCGAAGCGGACAAGAACAAAAAGUCACGAUUGACAGCCGAGCCGAGCCCUCCAGCAAAAGGACCACCUCAACUCUCCUUGAAUCGCAUCUUCCUCUCCUUUGCCGCCAACAGGAAGCGCCUCGCUAUCGACGCCGAGGCGGUCAAGUCGGUCAAGAUCCAUCGUUCAGAACACUGGAUUGAGAUCUGCAUCGACGCAUCGCAACAGGACGACCACGCUCAUCGAAAAAAGGGCGGGGAGUACCUCGUCUGCCGCGGUUCGUUGCUCGAGAAGCGAACCAAGGGGCAGGAGAACUACACAGCGGUAUCAAGAACGGACAUUGCCGCCGCCUGGGAUGCUGCCAACGGCGACGCUUCGGACGAUGAUCAUCUCGAGCUGCCACCCUUCUUCCGUCUCCCCUCGUCGUCCCCGGAGCUGGUCCUUCACGUGCGGCUAGACCCCUCCGCGCCACUACCCGAACCAGCCUGGCUGCGGAAAAACGACGUCGCCGAGCUGCUCGCGAAUCUCCAGCGCGGGAGCAGCGCCAUCGCGGGCCAAUCGGAUACGGCAGUCUCCGUGGCGACGGCGCAGCACGUCUGGGCGGGCAAAAUCCAAGUCCUCGAUCCAGACCCGCCACCGUCCAUGUCGACAUUCAUGUACGAGUGGGUCAAGGGGUCGUUUAUCGGGAGUCAAAAGGAGAGGCGGAAGUUCGUUGACGAGCUGCUCGGCAAGACAGCAGUAAAGGUGGAGGGGACCAUGGUGAAGGUCGAGGAGGGAGCAGACGCGGACAAUGAGCGAGACGCCCGAGUAGCUCGCAGCUUCGUAGAGAUCGUCCUGCGUCUCAUCAAAGGCGAGCGCGUGACGUCUACCAUCGAUUCAAGCGUCUUCACUGCCGCCCUGGCCUCGACCUCCUAUACGUCAUCCACCACCUAUCCGGGCCUAUUCAUGCUCGGUCUGCUUGAAGUGGCCCUCGCUGCCGAUCCUGCCCAGGUGCGAGAGCAGGUGGAUCGCAUGCUGAUGGCCUUCCCGCGCGCAACACUGGUCAAGGCGGUCGAUCUGACGUGGAAAGACGUCGUCGAGUCGGGGAGGAAGGGCGAGGCUCCCAUCCCUGCAGCUGCACCAGCACCGGCGAGACCAGCCGGAUCGCAGCGUCGACAGCACCAGAAUGGGCGACAGCAUCAUCACGGAGGAGGCGCGCAGAACCGACACGGCAAGCGAAAGCGCGGUUGA
Molecule: messenger RNA, 3831 nt
Organism: Kalmanozyma brasiliensis GHG001
Lineage: Eukaryota; Fungi; Basidiomycota; Ustilaginomycetes; Ustilaginales
Exons: 1
Coding region: 1-3831 (1276 amino acids)
Source: RefSeq, a predicted model, not a curated record